This is a messenger RNA of Onthophagus taurus, 1418 nucleotides long. RefSeq names its product PI-PLC X domain-containing protein 1. Gene Ontology annotation, biological process: lipid metabolic process. Gene Ontology annotation, molecular function: phosphoric diester hydrolase activity. NCBI's taxonomy places the organism in Eukaryota, Metazoa, Arthropoda, Insecta, Coleoptera, Scarabaeidae. The record is from RefSeq and is a predicted model, not a curated record.
UUGCACGUUACUCACUCGUUUUAUUCAGUUAUAAACUAACUGCGGUCGUGGUGAUUUUACUUCUGAAAUGUAAUCUUUGUGCUUUAUAAUAAAAAUGAGUGCUUUAAUAAACCAUUUUUGUUCAUAUUUCGUAUUAAUUUUUCUAUUUUAUCAUGUUGAAGCAAUUUCUAAAUGUGGAAAAGUUUUUAUAACAAUAUCUUCAUUCGAAGCUGGUUUUAUCGAAUUAAAUUGGGUUACAAAUUGCGAUUCCCUCGAUGAUUAUCCAUCAAGAAUCGAAUUAUUCACUUAUAAUCCAAAAACUGUGAUGGGUGAACGUCCCUUAGUAUCAAUAAACGCACACAUUUAUCCCGAAGGUUAUUACAUGACUAAAAUUAAAUUUAAUCCACCUUGGUUGCCUGGGGAUUGGGAUUACUAUGAAGGGAUUAAUAUAACAAGCCCUGGAUCGCAUUGUUUUCCCUAUUAUAUCGCUUCUUUUAGAGGUAAUGGCCUUUUAGAUUCGGAUUGUUUAAAGAUACAACCAACGUGGAUGUCCGACAAUAGGAAAAUUUUGGGACAAAAGCGUAUCGGAACGAUUUUAAUACCAGGUACACAUAACUCUGGAGCUUACGGAUUUAUUCCCGGUUUUUUACAACAUUACGUUUUAAACCAAGAUAAAGAUAUUUGGACCCAAUUGGUUUUCGGAAUAAGAUAUUUAGAUUUUCGAGUUGGUUAUUAUCCCAACGAAGGCUUCUUUAUCAACCAUGAUUUGAUGAGAAUUACUAAAUUAGAACCUUUAUUAAAAGAAAUAACAAGUUUUAUGCGAUUAGCACCGAAAGAAAUCAUUAUUCUAGAUUUUCAUCGAUUUCCUUACCCCACUAAAUUCGAAGACAAACUUCAUCGUCAGUUAAUUAAUAUUAUUCAGAAAGAAUUGGGGCAUUUAGCUUUACCACCAAACGGUCUCCAAGUUGGUAAAGGACCAACAUUAGAUGAAAUUUGGCAACGCAAUAAAACGUUGAUUAUUUGUUAUGGACAUCGUAACAUAGCAAAAGAAUUUUCUUGGUUAUGGACACCUUUGCAUCAAUAUUGGGGUGAUAAACGUAAAGUCGAUGAAUUAAAGGAGUAUUUGAGGAGGUCAAUAAAGAAUCAUAAUAGUAUUUCUAAUCCGUUAUGGGCUUUAAUGGCCGAAUUAACGAUUAGCCCUAUUGAUGUUUUCUUUGUACGGACAACAAAUAGAAAAUUAGCUCAAGAAACGAAUAAAGAAUUAAGUAAAUGGUUUCGGGAUGAAUGGGGAAAAGAAUCUAACAUUGUUGCAACAGAUUUUUUCUUAGGGAAUGAUAUGAUUAAUGUUGCUAUUGAGACAAAUACGGGAAAUUAAAAAAUUAUUGAACUCGAAUAAGGAUUAAAAAUGAUAAUUUAAGUGAUUUAAUUAUAACGAAAUA